AAGACCCCCGAGGAGCUCUUUACCGGUACGAAGCCUAGCGGGAAACAUCUUCGAGUAUUCGGGUAUAUAACCUAUACGCUUAUACCGAACGAGCAACGAGUAGAUAAGCUAGAAGACUCGGUAUACUCCGGCAUCUUUAUCGGGUAUAGCCCGUCUACGAAGUAG
Messenger RNA from Zymoseptoria tritici IPO323, 165 nucleotides. RefSeq lists its product as uncharacterized. The record is from RefSeq and is a predicted model, not a curated record. The transcript has a single exon. Lineage: Eukaryota; Fungi; Ascomycota; Dothideomycetes; Mycosphaerellales; Mycosphaerellaceae. The annotation marks the transcript as partial.